UAUUCGCUCCACCCCAGGGAGGUGCGUCACACAGUUUGGAAAACGCUGCCUUAGAUUGUGUAAAAAAUGAGUUUCUUUUUCAGGGCGCUUUACGAGAAAAUCGUGUUUCUUGAGCAGAAGAAUAGAGAGCAGGAGAUUAUAAUAACGAAUAUGAGCGAUCGGAUUUCGGCCAAUUCCACGGUGAUGUCGUCGCUUCCGCUGCGCUACUGCAACGGGAAUUACGUCUGGUACUUGACCGAUUUCAAGAACAAACUGAACACGAUGAAGAACAAUCAACAUGUUAUGUACUACAGUCCGGGAUUUUAUACGUCCUGCAACGGUUACAGGCUGUGCUUGAGAUUCAAUCUAUCACCGAACGAUUCCAAUUACGUCGCUCUCUUGGUGCACAUGAUGCGCUCCAAACACGAUAACACCUUGGAUUGGCCGUUCAGUGGAAAGUUGGUCCUCACCAUCGUCCAUCCGCUGCAAUCGUUCAGGAAUAUAAAGGAGACAAUCAUGACGAAGCCGGAUCUGGGCGCUUUCCAGAGACCCACCGAGGAGAUGAACCCCAAGGGUUACGGUUACAAAGAGUUUGCGCUCCUCGAAGAUCUUUUGGCCAACAACUUCGUCGACGAUUCCAAUCAACUGAUCAUCAAGGUCACUGUACAACCCGUCUAAGUAGUAAAUCACUUGCAAUUACACCAUUAGAGACACACUCAAUUAAAUUCCGUCCAAUUACGUCUAAUUUAUUAUAAUAUAUUUACAUUUACACAUACAGAGCGAUAAACUUUUACUUAAGUUACAUACAUACACACACAUUUAGGUGGGAAAAACAUUGACGCUGGGAAAGAAGGGAAAUCAUGAUCAGCGUUGAAAAGAAAACAAAAAAAACAGAAAGGAAUCGAGAGGAUCUUUUUGGUCUUUAGAAACUCGCACACUGAGAUCAACGUUACACGAGAGCGUUUCAAACUAAUCAAACUGUUGUUGCCAUGGAGAAUCAAACAAUUAUUGUCUUGUCAUAGAUGACUUUUUUUAAAGAAAUAAACAUCUUAUCAAACAAAUGAAAAACAUUUUGAAUUGGAAGCGCGACUGGUUUAAUAUAAAAUAACAAAUAGAGGAUAAAAAAAUAAUAAUAAUAUAUAUAUAUAUAUUUAGCGAGGAACCUAAAUAAUAUGCAAGAGCAGUAAAAAUACAACAGAUAUAAAAUAUAUAUCACAAAUAUAAAGA
This is a messenger RNA of Nicrophorus vespilloides, 1206 nucleotides long. Its product is annotated as TNF receptor-associated factor 6-like. Gene Ontology annotation, molecular function: protein binding. The coding region runs from base 67 to 657 and encodes 196 amino acids. The transcript is spliced from 3 exons. The record is from RefSeq and is a predicted model, not a curated record. NCBI's taxonomy places the organism in Eukaryota, Metazoa, Arthropoda, Insecta, Coleoptera, Silphidae.